UGAGUAUGUCCGAUGUUAACAAGAUCACCACAUUGCAACCAUUUGAAGACUGCCAGAAACUACAGGAAUUGUAUUUACGUAAAAAUAAUAUACAGGACCUCAAUGAGAUUGCCUACUUGCAAAACCUUCCAAAUUUAAAGUAUUUGUGGUUAGAGGAGAAUCCAUGCUGUGAUCAUGCCGGCGCCAAUUAUCGAGCGAUUGUGUUAAAGGCUUUACCAAAUUUAAAGAAAUUGGAUAACGUUGAAGUGACGCCGGAGGAAGUUAAGGAGGCUACCAAGGUCGGUAGCAAUAGUGGAAGUGGGGCAAUUGUGUCCGAAGAUGAACCAUAUGAAGAUGCCUUUGGCAACAAUGCACAGCAUCAUAGCCAGCAGCAAAUUGCGCAACAUCAGCCGUAUGAUGGGCAACAUCAGCUUAAUAAUCAUAAUCAACAACAACAUCAAAGGCAACCGUCCCAAGCAACGCACCAAUACCACCGAUCUUCGCAAUAUCAUCAACGCGGAAGUUCUAGUCCACAAAAAGAGAAGUCAAACCUUAAUCAACCACACCAACAACAUCCACAGCAGCAACCAAGUCCUACCACCACUGAUGAAAGUGUAAGCGAAAUGAAUCAUAAUAAUAAUUCAUCAAAAGCGUCGACUCCAUCUCAGGAACAGUUACACUCAUCAUCACCCAAAUAUAAUUCAACAACGCGCGAAAAUCGUUUAUCUUAUCCGCAAUACGAUGUAAGACAUUGAUACUAUAUAUACAU
This is a messenger RNA of Glossina fuscipes, 748 nucleotides long. RefSeq names its product protein tilB homolog. The transcript is spliced from 5 exons. Gene Ontology annotation, molecular function: protein binding. Gene Ontology annotation, biological process: cytoskeleton organization. Lineage: Eukaryota; Metazoa; Arthropoda; Insecta; Diptera; Glossinidae. The coding region runs from base 6 to 734 and encodes 242 amino acids. The record is from RefSeq and is a predicted model, not a curated record.